CAUUGACUCUCUCUAUGUCUUACAGAUGUGUUUGUUUUGUGCCAAACACUACAGAAUAUAACACUUUAUAACACUUUUUGUUAUUCAUUGAAUACUGAAUCAAACAUAACAUAACUCUUCGCUAAUAAUAUUAUUGACGAUUGUAUUGACCAAAAAAUACUAAUAUUUCUCAUUUCGCAAACAAUUAUAUCGUUUUUCGGCCAAACAUUUGACUCGUAUUUAUAAUUACAACGAAAACAGUGGUUGUGUUUUGAGAGCCAUAUUAAACGCCUCAAGAAUUGUGAAUGAAUCACAUUUGGAGAUCCAAUCCUCUCGUUAACCAUGUCUUCAGAUAACAAUAAUAAUAAUAAUAAUGUAAACCAAUUGCGGCUCCAAUUGAGUCCAUUCCGGUUGGCAUCGGAGGUGAGCCCCGAGUUGGCCGACAUUAUUGAGAUCGAUAGGACGCUAUACACCCAUUGGGCGAUAUAUGUGGGCGACGGACAAGUGGUGGAUGUGGUCGGAGAUCUCGACAACGAACUGCCCGACGCCGAAGAGGCCAUUGUUCGCCAGUUGCCGCUCACGGAUGUGGUCGCAGACAACUAUUGUCGGGUCAACAACAAGGAGGUGCCCGCGAAGGAGCGCUACCUCCAGGCCCGCGAUGCCAACCAAGUGGUCAAAGAAGCCGUCGCUAUGGUGGGCUCUACUGUCGACUAUAAUUUAUUGACCCGUAAUGUCGAGUGCUAUUUGACUGAAUGGAAGUACGGCCAGCCCUGGAGUGAUCAGGCAAACGUAGCGCUCUCUGCGAUACAGGCGCUGAGGAGAGAGCACAAGGACUCGACGUCCGACGGCCACAGCUUUAUGGUCAACACAUUGAAUGAGGUGUUGAACAGCCCGGGCGCCAACGCCAGCCCCUCGUCGCCCGGCCUCAUACGAGCCAACUCUAUCAGUCAGUCAUUCACGUCGGCCGCCUGUCAGACGGAGACCACUCAUGUAAUCUAAUUGUCAAACAAAACUACAUUUAAAUUUUUGUUUUGAUUCUUUGCAAUCAAAUUCUGCUUUUUAGACAUUCAAUGGCAUAAAGAGUUUGAAUUUUAUGGAAACUCUUGGAAAUUGUCGUCUAAAAUAACUGUUACCUCAUUAUAAUGAAUGCCAUUUCAUUAUUUAGUAUUCCUAUUCAUUUCUCUCUACUCCAGUAAUCUUGAAAAAUACAAAUGUAAUGUAUAGUGAAAAUAGCGUUUCAAUACUAUUAUAUUUAGUCGACGACUAUUUUUCACACUCUCUAUCACUCACUCUCUUUCUCUCUCACAUACAUAACAAUUCUCGUCAACAAUAUUGAGCUUAUAUUUUAAGUGAAGGUUUAGUACUGUUUGUGAAUUACAUAUACUCUUAUUAUUAUUAUUACAAACAAUUAAUUAUAUAUUCCCCUAUAUUCUGUUGCCAUGAUUUGAGCUUUUUUUCUGUACCCAAUUUUUUGGUACAUUUUAAAAAUAAUUCUUGAAAUUAUUUUAUCAUUUAUUAAUUUAAAAGUCUUUUUUAAUAUAAAACUUAAGGCAAAUGUUGUGCACAACUUCUACUCAUUAUUAAUAUUAGUCAAUUCAUUACGAGUUUUAUAUGAAAUAUGUGCACAUUUAUGUCAAUUACUAUUAUUGCAUAUUACAUAUGAUAAAUUUAGUUGCUAUGAACUGCAUCUUUCCCUCCCUUCCCCUCUCACUCUCGUCUCCCUUUCCCUCCCCUAUAAUCAUAUGUAUUGUGUGUGUAUUUUAAGCACACAUUUUUUGAUUGAUUUGCGAAUUAAAAGAGUUAACGAUUAAACAUUUUUAGGUGUUUUUUAUUUUGUUUCACUCGAAGCAUAUUUUUCUAAUUAUCAAAACUCAUGUAUUUAUAGUUUACUAGAUUUGUAGUAUGUUUUUGAC
Medioppia subpectinata is the source of this 1892-nucleotide messenger RNA. The record is from the annotation of a GenBank genome assembly. NCBI's taxonomy places the organism in Eukaryota, Metazoa, Arthropoda, Arachnida, Sarcoptiformes, Oppiidae.